CUACAAACGCAUGUGUGUAUUUCUAUAAAUACAUACAGUAUGUAUGAAGGUGCAGUUGUGACAAAUGUGCGCACAGCCGUGUGCGCCUCUCAUCACCGACGCGUCCAGCUCCGCACGCGUGUAGUGGGAACCGCUGCAGCUCCCUCCUCCAUGCGUAAAUUAUGUAGGGCAGGACGGCAAUGCUCUGCUACCUCCAUUUGAGAAAACCCGGCCGGUGAAUGUGAGGCGAACACAUAAAUAAAGGAAGAGAAAAAGAAGAAAGAAAGAGAGCAGAAGAAGAAGCCACCCUCAUCCUCAAGCAGCAUUUGACAGAGGAGGAGUGGCGCAUCACGACCUGCAUAUUGUGAAGCCAAGGAGAAGAAAAGAUGGACAUUACGGAUCAAGGAGCUCAAAUGGAGCCGUUGUUACCCACGGAACACAGUCCCCAAGAAAAUAAAGAUGUGAGAACGGAUGAGGAGGCGGUGGUGGAUCGAGGGGGCACACGCUCCAUGCUCAACACCAACUUUGAGAAGGAAGAGCUAGAAGGUCACCGCACUCUCUACAUUGGGGUUCAUGUACCGUUGGGUAGGAGGUCGCACCGACGCCAUCGUCACCACGGACACAGACACAGGAAGAGGUCCAAGGAGAGGGACUCCUCAGCUGACGAUGGACGAGAAUCCCCCUCACACACAGACACACCGGCUCAGAGGGUGCAGUUCCUCUUGGGGACAGAGGAUGGCGAUGAGGAACAUAUCCCCCAUGCCCUGUUCACCGAGCUGGAUGAAAUCUGUCUCAGGGAGGGUGAGGACGCAGAGUGGAAAGAGACGGCCAGGUGGCUGAAGUUUGAGGAGGAUGUUGAGGAUGGCGGUGAGCGGUGGAGUAAACCAUAUGUAGCCACACUGUCUCUACACAGUCUUUUUGAGCUUCGCAGCUGCAUCAUGAACGGAACUGUGAUGCUGGAUAUGAGGGCUAACUCACUGGAGGAGAUUGCAGACAUGGUUCUGGAUCAGUAUGAGGCGUCGGGGCCUGUGGGCCAGGAAGACAGGAAGAGAAUCCGAGAGGCUCUGCUCAAACAGCACCACCACCAAAACCAAAAGAAACUGGCCAACCGCAUCCCCAUUGUCCGAUCCUUUGCCGAUAUUGGCAAGAAGCAGUCUGAGCCUCAUUCCAUGGACAAGAAUGGCCAAACGGUCUCACCUCAGUCCCAGCCGUCCAACAAUGAGGGCAAACAGGACGUCAGCCGUGAAAACAGCGCUGUCGACUUCAGCAAGAUUGACCUCCACUUCAUGAAGAAAAUCCCUCCUGGUGCUGAGGCGUCCAAUGUCCUGGUGGGGGAGCUGGAAUUCCUUGAACGCCCUGUGGUGGCUUUUGUCCGCCUGGCACCUGCUGUGCUGCUCAAUGGCCUGGCUGAGGUUCCCAUCACCACCAGGUUUCUUUUCAUCCUGCUUGGCCCUCUGGGAAAAGGUCCACAGUAUCAUGAAAUUGGCCGGUCUAUUGCUACGCUGAUGACUGAUGAGAUUUUCCAUGAUGUUGCUUACAAAGCCAAAGACAGGAAUGACCUGGUGGCGGGCAUUGAUGAGUUUCUGGAUCAGGUGACAGUGUUGCCUCCUGGAGAGUGGGACCCCUCCAUCAGAAUAGAACCUCCCAAGAAUGUGCCCUCUCAGGAAAAGCGCAAGAUUCCUCCUGUUCCCAACGGUGUGACCGAUCUGGGAGAGUCAGAGGAACACGGGGGGCACGAUGGCCCUGAGCUCCAGCGCACUGGGAAAGUGUUUGGCGGGUUUGUCAUGGACAUCAAGCGAAAGGCCCCUCACUACCUUUCCGACUACACAGAUGCCAUCAGUCUGCAGUGUCUGGCCUCUUUCCUCUUCCUCUACUGCGCUUGCAUGUCACCCGUCAUCACCUUUGGAGGACUCCUUGGAGAGGCCACAGAGGGACGUGUGAGUGCUAUCGAGUCCCUGUUCGGGGCCUCCAUGACUGGAAUUGCAUACUCUCUUUGUGCUGGUCAGCCUCUCACCAUCCUGGGCAGCACGGGGCCCGUUCUUGUCUUUGAGAAGAUCCUCUUCAAGUUCUGCAAGGAAUACGGCCUGUCUUACCUCUCCCUGAGGGCCUGUAUUGGCCUGUGGACAUCCUUCUUCUGUCUACUGCUGGUGGCCACUGAUGCCAGCUCACUUGUCUGUUACAUUACACGCUUCACCGAGGAAGCUUUUGCUUCACUUAUUUGCAUCAUCUUCAUCUACGAGGCCCUGGAGAAGCUUUUCCACCUGGGAGUGCAUUAUCCCAUAAAUAAAAACAACAACCUUCAGAAACUCACACAGUACUCGUGUGCCUGUGUGGAGCCCAUGAACCCCAGCAAUAAGACUCUGAACUUCUGGGAGGAGAGGAACAUCACGGCUUCACAGGUUAAUUGGACCAUGCUGGAGGUCAAGGAGUGCGAGAUGUUGCACGGGGAUUUUGAAGGCACUGCCUGUGGCCCUCAUGGUCCCUACAUUCCCGACGUCCUCUUCUGGUGCGUGGUCCUCUUCUUCACCACCGUCUUCAUGUCUGCCUUCCUCAAGGAGUUCAAGACAAGUCGCUACUUCCCAACCAAGGUGAGGUCUAUUAUCAGCGACUUUGCCGUCUUCAUCACCAUCCUCACUAUGGUUCUUGUGGAUUAUGCAGUCGGGAUCCCCUCUCCUAAACUACAGGUCCCCAACAAAUUCAAACCAACCAGGGAUGAUCGUGGUUGGAUUAUAAACCCUGUGGGGCCCAAUCCCUGGUGGACCACCAUCAUCACCUGCAUCCCAGCUCUGCUCUGCACCAUCCUCAUUUUCAUGGACCAGCAGAUUACAGCUGUCAUUAUCAACAGGAAGGAGCACAAGUUGAAGAAAGGCUGUGGCUACCACCUGGACCUGUUUGUGGUGGGGGUGAUGCUGGGAGUGUGUUCAGUGAUGGGCCUGCCGUGGUUUGUGGCGGCCACCGUGCUCUCCAUCUCGCACGUGAACAGCCUGAAGCUGGAGUCGGAGUGCUCAGCCCCCGGAGAGCAGCCCAAGUUCCUGGGCAUCCGAGAGCAGCGCUUCACUGGACUCAUGAUCUUCACCCUGAUGGGCUGCUCCGUCUUCAUGACCUCUGUGCUCAAGUUUAUCCCCAUGCCUGUGCUGUAUGGAGUCUUUCUGUACAUGGGGGCGUCCUCACUCAGAGGGAUUCAGUUCUUCGACCGACUGAAGUUGUUUGGCAUGCCAGCCAAACAUCAACCAGAUUUUAUCUACCUGCGCCAUGUCCCUCUGAGGAAGGUGCACCUCUUCACCAUCGUCCAGCUCAGCUGCUUGGUCCUGCUGUGGGUCAUCAAGACCUCCAAGGCUGCCAUCGUCUUCCCUAUGAUGGUCUUGGCCCUGGUGUUUAUUCGUAAGCUGCUGGACUUAAUCUUCUCCAAGAGAGAACUGAGCUGGUUGGAUGACCUGAUUCCCGAGUGGAAGAAGAAGAAGUUGGAGGAUGCGGAACAAGAGGAGGAACACAGUAUUAUUGUAGAGGAGGAAGGCAUUGUACAAGUGCCACUGGAGGGACACUACAAGAGUGACCCGUCCACGGUAAACAUCACUGAUGAGAUGUCCAAAGGAUCUUUUGGGAAUGUAUGGAAGGGCGUUAGCCCGACGGAGAGCACAAAGAAAGAACCAAGCGCUAAAAGUUCCCCUUCCUAACCUCUCAGAAGCUGAUAUCCCAAAGUUGUUCCUGUGGUGGCGAAAAGCAACACAAGCAGCGGAGGCGUGAGAAGAGGCUGGACAGGGAGACAAGUUUGUGAUGACACAUAGUGGCGGUGCCAUUGUGCUGUCGAUCAGGAAAUUGAUAAAAAGGAAAGAAAGAAAUAAAGAAAGAAAGAAAGAGAAAAAAACAAAACAAAAAAAAACUGUACCGUGCCACACUCAACCACCUUUGUACUGUGCUACACUGUGUUUUUUGUUAUACAAGUCUGUGUGCAAGUUGUGUGAAACAAAAAUGUGUUAGAAACAGUAUUAACUUGAGGAGCUGAGACACAUCUGUGUUCUGAUUUGAGGUUUGGUGAAACCAGCAACAGAGGGAAGCCAGAAUUACACGACACGUGUGUGUUGAUGGGCCAAUUACAUACAAAUUUUAAACAAUUUUUAAACUUUAUUUGUAUUUUGUAUGUUUUUUAUAUUUUUCCAGUAGGACUCCUUUAAAACCAAUCUGCCACAGAAAACCCACAAACAUGUGGAUCUAACGUGCAGCAUUUAUCGACUUUAUGCACCUCACAACAGAAAAAUCGAAAGCAGAUAUUUGCCAAUACUAAUCUAUUUCAGUCAUAUCUAAAUUUGUUGGCUAUAUAGCAAAUGUAGUACCCUUUUUGGGAAAGUAUUAAAUGUACAUUUUAUAUUUUCUGUAUAUCUAAAUGUUUUUGUGUCAGUGACAGAUCAUGUUGCUCCAGGCUUUCCCAUCGCUAGAUUACACUUCUCUCCUCCAGUAAAAUAAAAGUUCACGGACAAAAUGUACAUCUUCGCAAAGUUUGAUGGUUUGUGUUCUCUUCUGUUAGAUGAGAAGAUCCAUCCCUAUUUUAGCUUAGCACAAAAAUAGCCAGUCUGCAUAAACACCAUUUCUUUUCAAUUGUCCUCCCAAAUAUUGCGUGUUAAAUGUAAUUUCAUCAUCCUUGGGGUUUCCAUAUUUAUCUUCUCAUUCAACUUAUUGGGCAAAGUCAAAGUGAGUGUAUCUUAUCCGAGGACAAUUUAUUGGAUAGUGUCAUAUUCGAGCUCAGCUAGCAUGGCACCAUAGUUUGGGAACCUUGAGCAACUCUAGCUGUACUUGGCCUUGGCUUUUUUGGAAAACCUUGUUGAAUUUGCCAGUGCUGAACUUUAGCAGCUCUAUGUUUUCCACCUGUGUACUCUUUGUCUACUUGUCUCUAAGUGUCAUCCAAGGACAUGUGAUCUCCUUUCCAAAUGACCCUCGAUGUGUUAGCAUCAGAAGCUAAUUGUUUUUAAAAAAUAAAAAUGAAAAAAUAAACAAACAAAUGCCUGCAUGGCGGUGAAAUGGAGACCGUCUGGCUGCAGGACCAUGGUUACUUCAAGAGAUGCAAUAAUACCUUCUUUUUUGGGAUGUAAUAAAUAGUAAAGAGUCUUAACAAUGUAUAAUACAUAGUAUAUUUUAUUCAUGUACAAUGUUACUAAUAUAUUACUAACAUGGAGUCAGUGUUGAAAGGCAGGAUUUUGUUGUAGAUGUUCUUUUCCCUUUGUCCUAGUUGUUUAGAGAAACUAAUAAUCGGUCAAACUUAUAUGAAUAUCACAUGAUUUGACCACUUCUGUGUGGAAUUCUGCCUUAAACUUGGUAGUGAUAGCUGUACACUUUUUUGUUCAACAAUUUUAAUUCACCUGUAUAGAAACCUAUCAGUUCAGGUCUGUUGUUCAUUUGUGAUUUGUUUCAUGUGAAUGAAAGAUUGAGAGAGCGUGUGUUAGUGUGUGUGUGUGUGUGUGUUUGUGUGAGAGAGAAAGCAUAAAUAAAGAUAAUAAACACA
Molecule: messenger RNA, 5473 nt
Organism: Solea solea (common sole)
Lineage: Eukaryota; Metazoa; Chordata; Actinopteri; Pleuronectiformes; Soleidae
Product: sodium-driven chloride bicarbonate exchanger-like
Exons: 27
Coding region: 366-3653 (1095 amino acids)
Biological process (GO): monoatomic anion transport; bicarbonate transport; regulation of intracellular pH
Cellular component (GO): basolateral plasma membrane; plasma membrane
Molecular function (GO): sodium:bicarbonate symporter activity; monoatomic anion transmembrane transporter activity; solute:inorganic anion antiporter activity
Source: RefSeq, a predicted model, not a curated record